GCGUGAACGGUGGUCAUGUCGGUGAAUACGGACGAGCUCAGGCACCAUGUUAUGAUCAACCAGUUCGUCCAGAUCGCCGGUUGUGCCGCUGAUCAGGCGAAGCAGCUUCUUCAAGCGGCUCACUGGCAAUUUGAGACAGUUAUAAGGAAGUUAUUUCUUGUAAGAGAGGGUGGAUUAUACACCCGGUCCUUCAGAGUGUAAACACACAGUCACGGUCUGGAGUACGUACUCAUGCAGCUCCCAUCCUCUCCCACCACAGAUGGCUCUCAGCUCCUUCUUCCAGGAGGCCAGUAUCCCCAGUCACCAUCAUCAGAUGAUGUGCACCCCGCAGAACACCCCCGCCACCCCGCCCAACUUCCCCGACGCCUUCGCCAUGUUCUCCAAGCUCCGGGCCUCCGACUGCGGCUCGGGCAAUCCCACAAGCCCCGGCGGCGCCUCCAUGGCCUGCUCGCCGCCCUCCCCGGCCUUCUGGGCCUCGGCCCCCCCGCCGGCCCACCAGCCCGCCUGGAUGCCCCCCCCGCCCUCCCCCACGGGCCCCCACCUCUGCCACCACCUGCACCCGGGGCCCCCGCCCGGCGGGCUGCAGCCCUCCCCCGCCCUGUCCGCCCUGCAGGGCCAGAGAUGAGACUGACCAUGGGGGGGGGCGGGCGCGGGGCGGGGGGCGUAGGGGGGGGAGGGAGGGCCGGGCUGGUGACAAACUGAGUUCAGGGAGGAGGGGUUGAGGAGGGUGCCGACCCUGCUUUCAAGUGGUGUGGGGUUUAUACGGUCUGGACCGGUUUCCCCAAGGACAGGGCCGGGUGUACACCUGAUUAUGUCGGAUGAUCAAGUCGGGGAAAUCGGGAUUCUAGAUGCAGCACGAAUUCGGCCGAGUUGUGACGUACUCACUCUUGCCAACACGGUCGAGCAAACAGAGUCCUCCGUGUAAGCAAAGGCAGAGGCUACUAUACCACUGCUACAACCCCAUAGACAUUCUGUGAUGAUCAUGCACUGUAGUACUGCAGCGUUCGAUUUCCUGUGGCUUUUGCAUUAAUAACCCCCCCAGAAAUAGCCCAAAAGUGCUGCCUAUAUCUAGCUAGCCAACUGCUAGCCGAGAAUGCAAACAUCUGACAGGAACUAACGCGCAGCCACAGAGAUUAUCUUCGCCUUGUCCGACCACAAGGCACGCGAACGAGUGGGAUGGCCCAGUUACGAGGUACGCCCAACUCGGGGGGGAAGCUACCCACCCGACAGCACUUGAAAGCGGGGGGUCGGCAGGCUGUGAGGCGCUCAGGUGCUGGAGCCAGUCCGCUAGCGCGCGGCGCGGGGUCUACAUGACGAGUCCCGGUUUGGCACCAGGAAGUGGACGUCUCACAGUCCGCCUGAGGCCUCUUCUGUUCGCCCCGGGGGGUUUCUGAGAAUUUUCAGGUCUGAGGAGGAGGAGGAGGAGGGGGAAGUGGGCAAUGUAUUUUAUUUUUCCUUUUUCUGAUCAGCCUUUUUCUAUAUUUUUUGAGGACUUUUUUUUCUAACCCCUUCCCCGUUUAUUUCUUUGACAAAAACAAAUGUGUUCACCAGCACGCAGAACCCAGGAGUGACGAAAAUGAUGUUGUUGAGAGGAGCUUCCUGUCUGCAGAGGGGGGGGGGGAACGCUGCCCUCUAGAGGAGAGCGGUUGCAAAGACGGGCGCGGGAAACACGCACGCGCGCGGGCGGGUCGACCUGAGGCUGGACUGGCCCGCACGCUGCACUGCACCGCGAGGAGGAAGUGAGGUCGUUUCACUCCAGCGUUGCCCCGGAGACAGCCGAGGGGUUUCCUGCCGUCUUCGGAUGAGCGAACGGACAGUUUCGUUCUGAUAUCCUCCUCCGCUGACAAACGAGAGGACCUCACAGGAAAAAGUCAAACGUAGUGCGUGCGUGUCACAGUGCGGAAUUGAAAUCCCGACCAAUCGCAAGGUGGUACGGGGAGCUUCGCAACGGGGGCGCAGACGCCCGAUUGGAGCAAUUCGAGUUCGAAGAUGUAAUGGAGUCGGGUCUUCAGAGUGUGCGAGAGAGAGAGGGAGGGAGAGAGGGAGGGAGUGAAUGAGUGAGAGUAAGAGAUGUUUUAUACGCAAGCAGUUAGGAAAUUGGGGCUAAUGGACAUUGUGGUCUUAAAUCCAACAUGAGCAAUAAUGACAAGACCCCAAGCAAUAAACGUCCGUUAACCCUUUCAGUCCCCGAGCCCAAUGCGCAGUCACUCCGAGGGGUUUCGGCUCGGGCUGAGAAAGUGGAGAGAAAGGGUAGCAGGGUUCUCACGGGGGCUCAAAACGUAGAGUAUAGCGGCCAUUUUGAGUGGCUGAAAGGGUAUGCGGUCGAGAGUGCCGCGCGGCGGACUGAGAGGGUUAAGAGCACAAAGGCCCCCGAGCUUUAGUCUGCCCCAGAUGUGCAGAGCAGUCUGGCCCAGUCUCAGGAUGUGGAGACGGUGACUGGAACGGGUGGUGACUCAUAGCUGCACCCCCCCUUCCCCCCCAGUAAUGCCACACACACACACACACACACACACAGCUGCUUACAGCCCUGUCACCUCCUGGAGCCCCAUCAUUACUCUAAAGUAUAUAAGGGAGAGCGGGGUCUGUUGUGAUACGGGGUCCAUUGUUACCCAAUGUUUAGUUUUUAGUCCCCCCCCCCCCAAUCAAAAACAAGCCUGCUGUGAAUCACAUUGCACACCUCGGAUUUCAACGGUUUCCUGUCAACUUCCUGUCAACUUCGCGUGACAAUCGACCCCAUGUCACAAGGGACCCCACUCUCCCGUAGAUCGUGUAUGGUGAGGUGGGGGGCUCUGUUUCAGGCCCCCCCUGAAAGGCUAAGGCUGGCCCACCGGAGAUGGAAAUCCCAGGGGUCAGAAAGUAAAAGUCCUGCGCUGCGUUUCGUCCACCCGUCCGGCCAGCUGAUUUCACCAAUUAGUUCUCCCUCCCGGCUGAAGAAUUGUGCUAAUUAGGCGAAGCCAGGCGACUGGACCGAAGCACCGGAGCAGACUUUCUGAACCUGGGAUUUCCCCCCACCUCUCUGACUGGCGCCGGGUGCAGCCGUUCAAACGCGCGGCACGAGAAACGGUUUCUGUUUGUCUGGACGGGCGGGGAGAAUGUUCCAGAACGACGCCGUCGCGCCCGUGAGGCGUGCGCAGGCCUGUACAGACACGCAGUGUGAGUGUGUGUGUGUGUGUGUGUGUGGAGAGAGAGUGGGGAGGGGAGGGGGGUGGCGUUUCCUGCCCCUGAAUCACUGGAGCCUCUGCAGUGCAUCGACUGCUGCGAACCAGGCUCAGCUCAGACGAUGAUGAUGAUGAUGAUGAUGAUGAUGGUUAAACGCAAUACGGUGAUCAGGUUGAGUGAGACCGGGGGAGGGCCUCGUGGGAAAGCCGGAGGUUGUUCGACAAUGGCAGCACCGGCGGUUUUCGUUGGUCUGGUUGACACCUGCGAGAGACCUCAAAUUUAACAUAUUGGCCAUGUUAUUGAACAUGUUAUUGAAAGUAAAGGGAGGAGGAAGCAAGGUCGUGGUUUCAUACUUUGUGUCACAAGGAGCGUUUUCGCGUCUUGAUGUGGUGUGUGGUCUCCCCCACUGGAUUCAUCUCACGGAACACUCAAAAGACCAAUCUGAAAACUCCCUGACCUGAAGAACUCAUAUUAUGAGUAUUAGGUGUCUUCUAGACUGAUAAUGUGUCAAACAAGAUAUAACUCUACUUAUCACGGAACGCAGUAGAGAGUGAGGUGUAAAAAACCUUUUCUGGAAAGUUCUAGAAAGACCAGCGUACUCCAGAGACAUAAUGCGUGUGCAAGUUCCCUCUUCUUUCCAUUUAUUUCCUCUGUCGACAUUUAUAUUUAUAUAUUUAAAAAAAAUGUGUGAUCUUCUUUCCAAGUUUUUAAAAUAAAACAAAGUUUAAUAAACGCAA
Messenger RNA from Conger conger (European conger), 3896 nucleotides. RefSeq names its product UBA-like domain-containing protein 2. Gene Ontology annotation, molecular function: protein binding. Lineage: Eukaryota; Metazoa; Chordata; Actinopteri; Anguilliformes; Congridae. The coding region runs from base 260 to 625 and encodes 121 amino acids. The transcript has 3 exons. The record is from RefSeq and is a predicted model, not a curated record.